Molecule: messenger RNA, 669 nt
Organism: Acaulospora morrowiae
Lineage: Eukaryota; Fungi; Glomeromycota; Glomeromycetes; Diversisporales; Acaulosporaceae
Source: the annotation of a GenBank genome assembly
AUGAAUUUGUAUCUGGCUGACGAACAUGACUUAGUAGAAUUUCAAAGAGAAAACAAGAAUCAUAUGAAAGCUUUGAAUUCCCAAAAAACUAUUGCCGAUAUGUUACAUAUCGCUCCUCACAAAGGAAUAAAAAAAACUAAGAUUCAUCGUGCUGUUGUAGAAUGGCUUAUCGUCGAUAAUCUCCCACUUGAUACCAUUAAUGGAGAAGGAUUUUGCCGAUUCAUGUUGCAAAUUGAUCCUGGUUUCCACCGGCCUUCUUAUAAAGCACUAAAAAAAGAAAUAUCAUUUGGAAAUACAAAUGUAAGAAAUCAAAUAUAUGAAUUUUUGGAAAAAAGCAGUGAAAUGCCGAUGCCAUAUCCUUAUACCAGUCAGGUAAUCAGAGAAUUUCUUAUUCAAAAAGUUCAAGAUUUCAAUCUACAAGAUAAAAUUUUGUGUGUUGUUACGAAUAAUGGUAGCAAUAUGGUAGCUGCCAUAAGAGAUUGGGAUGGCAUAGAAAGAUUACCAUAUGUUCCAACCCAUUGGAAUUUUAAAUAUCGAUCAUGGAAGAGAUUAAUUCAACUACAACCUGCAAUCAGAUGGCUUUCGGCAACAUUACCAUUUCGAGAUGAUCCAGAUGCACAAAAAGAUGGACGAAAAUUGCAACAAUUGGUAUUACGAGAAGAAGAGUAG